AAGUUACAUGCGCGUAACGGUUUGCUGCGUACAGAAGUAAAUAUUUUAUUUGUGAUUUGAUGUAACUUAUCAAAGAAAUCUGCAAGAACGUGACAAUGCCGUUUUCAUUUAAAAAGAAAAAUAAGCGACGUGAAAUCCCUAAAGAUAUUAUUUUGCGCGCAUUGGAAGAAGUUUCCAAAGGUGCUAAAAUUAAAAGUACUGCGAAUAAAUAUGACAUACCAAGAUCUAACCUUCAAAGGUAUAUCAAGCAGGGUGGUGUCGUAAAAGAUAAUUCUUGUAAAUUUAUAUCGUCUCAAAUAUUCACAAAAGAUGAAGAAGAGAAAAUUUCGGAAUAUCUUGUAACAUCUUUUAAACUAAACCAUGGACUAUCAAAACUGAAAACACGCGAAUUGGUUUAUGAAUACGCCACUGCCAUUAAAAAGAAAAUACCAGAUAACUGGACAGAGAAGAAACUUGCAUCCAAAGACUGGAUAAGGGGAUUUUUUAAAAGACAGCCUCAACUUUCGAUAAGGACACCAGAGGCUACCAGUCUGUCACGGGCCACAAGCUUCAAUAAGACAAAUGUCGGAAAUUUUUUUGAAAAUCUUAAAACUGUGUAUGAACGGCAUCGCUUCGGCCCUGAGUCUAUUUACAAUAUAGACGAAACUGGAUUAUCAACGGUGCAACGAACCCAGAAAGUGAUUGCUCUCAGAGGCACUAAGCAAGUUGGGCAAGUAACGUCAGCUGAAAGAGGGACGCUUGUAACGGUUUGCUGCGGUAUUAAUGCAUUGGGUAACUCAAUACCACCAUUUUUCAUAUUCCCACGGGUUAAUUUCAAAACAUAUAUGCUAAAUGAUGCCCUUGUUGGUUCAGAUGGAGCAGCACAUCCUUCAGGGUGGAUGACAUCACCAAAUUUUUUAAAAUAUAUUCACCAUUUCGCCAAACACGCAAAACCAACGCCUUCAUCGCCAGUUCUUUUGCUGCUGGACAAUCAUGAGAGCCAUAUUUCAGUACCAGUUCUCGAUUUUUGCAAACAAUCAGGCAUUGUUUUAAUGACUUUCCCACCACACUGCAGCCAUAAACUGCAACCUCUAGACCUGACUGUCUAUGGACCACUGAAAACUUAUUAUAACACUGCUGUAACAGAUUGGAUGGUAAGCAAUCCGGCCAAAACAGUAACAAUUUAUGAAAUACCAAAAUUAGCAGCAAAAGCCAUUCCACUAGCAUUCAAGUUGCAGAAUAUUCAAAGUGGAUUUGAAAAAUCUGGCAUAUGGCCAUUGAAUUCAAAUAUUUUCUCCGAUGAAGAUUUCGCUUGUUCUUUUAUAACUGAUCGCUGCUUGUCGGAAGAGGGUAAUGUUCCUUCAGAACAAUCUAUUUCAGACCAACCUGUCACUGAACAGCCUUCAACAGGGGAAAAUCAGAGUCUAGAGGAUCGUACAAGUUCAAAUGUGGAAGUCAUUGGGCCAUCUCAACUGGAAUCUCCCUCUACAAGUCAAAUUAGUGGCACUGUCAAUGUAACACCUGAUGUAGUAAGACCGUAUCCGAAGGCCGGCCCCAGGAAAUUGCAGGGUAUGAAACGGAAGAAGGGAAAAACUAGAAUAUUGACGGACACACCCGAGAAAAGACUUAUAGAAAUGGAAGAAGAAGAAAGACAAAGAAAAAAUAAGAUCAAAGAGCUCAACAAAAAUAGAAAAUGCUUCAAAAAUACAGGACAGAAAAAAAUUCCGAAACUUGCUGAUGAAUUUACUUCCAAACUAGAGAAAAACAGGAAAAUUAGCAGCGAUGAUGAAAUAGAAAAUGUUUCAGUUUCUGACGAAACCGUUGUUGAAUCGGAAGAUUUUGAUGAAGACGAUGUGAUCGUUCUGGAUAGAAAUUUCCAGAUCAAUAACUUUGUAUUAGUGAAAUUUGACACCAAAAAAACUGUCUACCAUUAUGUUGGAAUAAUCGAAGAUGUUAAUCAGACGAUGGCAACUGUAAAAUUUAUGAGAGUGAGUAAGUUAAGAAAUACUUUUAUAUUUCCUGACAUCGAGGACGUAGCCAGUGUCCUCCUGGAGGAUAUAAAGACAAAAUUGCCUACACCAACGACAUGGAUGAAACGUGGCAGCUUAAAAUAUAAAUUUGACAAGCCUCUAUGGAUCAUACCAAAUAUAAGAUAAGUUUAAUUAAGUCUAACAUCGUGCAGUACUGAUUCUAAGUCACAUUGUUAAAUUUUUCUAAAAUCUAUGAUAAGAAAAAAUGUUUGUAUUACAAUUUUUUAUAGUAAUGUUAUAUAAUACUUAAGCCUAGUAGUAUAGUAAAGCAAUUUCGUGCAUAUUAAAUACAGUGCCCAAACCUCCCUACAUGGGUGCCCAAACCUCCCGACCGCCGGGAGGUUUGGGCACUUUGGACAUGUGUUCGAAGAUCUCUUGUAACUUUGAAACUAAUUACAAUAUUGAAACUUUUCUUAAUAAUAAUUACUACCAAAUAUGUGUGCUCCCUAUAUUAGGAAUAAAAUUUUGAUUAUGAUAAAAAAUAACAGUUUUAUUAACAUUUAUGUAAAAAAGUGCCCAAUGCUCCCCUACCUCCCCU
Messenger RNA from Galleria mellonella (greater wax moth), 2547 nucleotides. RefSeq lists its product as uncharacterized. Gene Ontology annotation, molecular function: DNA binding. NCBI's taxonomy places the organism in Eukaryota, Metazoa, Arthropoda, Insecta, Lepidoptera, Pyralidae. Bases 96 to 2135 code for a protein of 679 amino acids. The transcript has 2 exons. The record is from RefSeq and is a predicted model, not a curated record. Gene Ontology annotation, cellular component: nucleus.